AUGUCUACUAUGUUGUCUGCUGCGAACGCAGCUUCUACGUUUACCGCAGAGGAGUUGCUUACCCUCGAUGACGAGCUGCUCUUCAAUUAUGUAAAGCAUAGCUUGCAGUUUGAGGGCGGAUUCGACAUCUUCAGUUCCUCCGGUGCCGACACGCUGUCUGAGCCCCAAAGACUUGCCCUCUUCGCAAGGUUGACAGCCGCCGCACACCGAGUGCAGGAUGUAGAGAGAGCCUGCAUGACCCGCACCCGCACACUGUUGAGCCACUUGACUAUCGCACCUCCUGGCGGAAACGGCUCUCGUAAAAAUACAGGGUGGGAAUCCCCCAAGGCUAUAAGAGAUCGUCUCGAGUCGAUAUAUCGCAAGGAGGUCCUUGACAUCUGCGGCAGGCCCGUGGUUCUCGAUAAUUCGUCGUUAACUCCAACGCAGCGAGCGAGACUCCCAUGGGUAAAAUCGUUAAGGAACAACGUGCCGGUGAUGCUCGAGGCACAAGCGGAUCGCUGGUGGGAGUUUGUCAGGUGGCAGGUUGACCGCCGAGGCUGUAAAGUUGAAGACUUUGGCGACUAUGGAUUCUAUGCCUAUGCGGCGGCACAGCAGCUUAGACACUCAUUACACAAUUUCACUCAGGAGUUCCAAUUAAAAGCCGACCCGCGCCAACAAGACGCCUGGACAACGUGGGUCGAGUAUCUUGGCUUUGAGUACUGGGAGGCAGACAGGCUCGCUGCUUCGCUAAGGAUCUCGGAACAGCAUUACAACAGUGCCUGGAAAGCCUUUUAUCCUACCAGUCCACUUCAUCUUAUGGUGCCAGAAAUACGAAGAGUUUAUGAGGAUGUGAGCCUUGAGCAGCGGCUGGCCAAAACGCAACAUGAUCUUGAGGCCAUGCGGGUACGGGUACAAACUUUUAUUUUAAAUACUAUCCCCCACCGACGCAACAAGGAGUUGAUUCGCGAACAAGGCAUCCUGACACAAUGGGUCCUGAAGCAGGUGCAUUUGAUCGAGGCAGAAGAUGGAGAAGGCAAGGCGCCAGCCAACAAGAAAAGAAGCCGAACUGAGGACGAGGAAGCCGAGGCCAGGGAGGGAGGACAUGAUCUGAAGAGAUGGAGACAAGGUGAUGCCGCAAGUGAAGACAGUGAAGACAGUGAAGGCAGUGAAGGCAGUGAAGGCAGUGAAGGCAGUGAAGACAUCGAAGACACAGUUCAACAACCGGUUUCUCAGUAA
Trichoderma virens Gv29-8 is the source of this 1215-nucleotide messenger RNA. RefSeq lists its product as uncharacterized. Bases 1 to 1215 code for a protein of 404 amino acids. NCBI's taxonomy places the organism in Eukaryota, Fungi, Ascomycota, Sordariomycetes, Hypocreales, Hypocreaceae. The record is from RefSeq and is a predicted model, not a curated record. The transcript has 3 exons.